Molecule: messenger RNA, 1524 nt
Organism: Mollisia scopiformis
Lineage: Eukaryota; Fungi; Ascomycota; Leotiomycetes; Helotiales; Mollisiaceae
Exons: 2
Coding region: 1-1524 (507 amino acids)
Source: RefSeq, a predicted model, not a curated record
AUGAAAGAAAGAAUUAAGAUACCAGAUGCGAAUAAUUCAAUUGAAGUUGCAGGUGAUAGUGAGGGGUUGGAGUGGCGAAGGCCCUCCAACCCAUCACAACCAACCUCAAAACCGAAAUUCCUACCGUACCUAACGAAGAAACCAGCAACCGCCCCAAAAGCCUACAGUCGACCAUUAGAGACCACCAAAUCCGUUCCGAAGUUCGCCCAAGUCGCAUCUUCUAGUAAAGAAGCCAUCCUCCCACCACCAAGAACGGCAACAUGCGACAUGGCACCUAUCCUACACCUGCCCCUCGACAUAUGGCACCUCAUAACCUGCCAACUCCACCCCUCGACCAUCAGUGCCCUAACCUGCACUCAUCCUCUCUUACACAACUUCCUCACACCAAUCCUCUACCAUUCCGUCGACCUCAGUCUCUCGGCCCCAUCGACCGAAUUCUGGCCCAAAACCAACAUAUCCAUAAUGGACCAUACCUGGUCCCGCCGUUCUCACAUUGCUAAAUCCCAGUACCUAUUCAUUAAGCAGAUUCUCGCUCAUCCGGAUCUGGCUCUGCAUGUCAGGACACUUAAUUGGACGAUCGGAUUAGAGAGGAUGGGGUUAUUGCCUGAGGAAAUUCAGGGCGAGAAACCAGUGUGGAAAGAUGAGGAGAUGUAUGCUGUGUUUGAGAUGUUGAGGGAUGUUGUUAGACUUGAUGUUAAGACUGGUACUAGGAGCCAUGGACACUUGCCUUUGGAUAUGGUUGGGAGGGGAUUGUUUCCGAAUGCGAGAUAUGUUAAAUUGAGUGGGAUUAUGAGGAGAGAGUUUGUUGAUGCUGUUCUUUCGGCAGACAUGCAAACCCAGAGUAGCGACGAUGCCAGAGGAAAAGGAAAGGAGAAGGAGAUGGUAGGCUUGGAGAACCUGAGCCUGGAUAAAGUACCCUUGAAGACUUUGAAUCUGGAUGAUUUGCAAGAGGAGGGCACAUUCCAAAAUCAAGCCACGCCAUACGCAUUCCGUCGAAUGAGUGCCAAAAAACGGUUAUUAGGAACAGAAGUACCACAGGAAGUUCCGAGACUGGGACCUUGUCAGCCGAUGCAACACAUCCUGACGCCAGCUUUGUACGACAGAUGCAGAACGCUCCAGCGGUUGUCGAUUCGGGUCUAUGGAAUGUCUGAGAGGGGGAGUUCGGACGAUGAGUUAUGGAUGGACUGGGCUGUCUUCAUCGAGGAAGUGAAGCCUCAAGAAGUGGUCUUCGACUGUGAUAGGCUGCCGAGAAGCCAUGGACGAGGUGGUGGGUCGGCUUUGAGGUUUGCGAGGUUGCGAGAGGCGCGUGGGAGGGCGGCAGUGGCGAAUGAUAGAAGGUUUGGGGAGACUUUGCUCCCGGUCUUGAGAGGUGGCUGGGAGGGACUGAAGCUUGUUGAGAUUCGUGGUGUUGGCGAGAGUGUGGUCAAAGAGCUUCGAGUACUCGAAGAGAAGGGGGUUAAGGUAGUUUUUGAUGUGGAUAAUGAGGAAAGCUACAAAUGGUUGCGUACGAACGAGGGAAAUUAG